Drepanopeziza brunnea f. sp. 'multigermtubi' MB_m1 is the source of this 1842-nucleotide messenger RNA. The record is from RefSeq and is a predicted model, not a curated record. Lineage: Eukaryota; Fungi; Ascomycota; Leotiomycetes; Helotiales; Drepanopezizaceae.
AUGUUUCUAAAGCACAUCGAACUCACUACUGCCCUGAGACCAGCCUAUCUCCCGGAUGAGGUCUUGCUUUUCGUGCAGGACAAUGUGGGACUCUAUGAGGGGAAGUUCAAGAUCCCAAACCACCAGAAUGGCUCGGUAUAUUUAACCUCACAUCGGAUAUGCUAUGUUGACAAUGGAGACCCACGAAAGAACUCCACCGCCAUUGAUCUGAAAGAUGGUGGCUUUUUGAAAUCAUCCCCCAAGAUUACUCUUGUCCCCAAGCCUUUCAAAGGAACGCCUAUUCAAAAUCGAACCGUAUCAAAUCUCAGUACAUCGUCCAGAAGCGCCACCGCAUCGCCAGCACGUACAGAUGCUCCGUUCCAUCUGCCAGCACCAGAUCCAAUACCUGCGAGUGCUGCGACUUGGAUCUGUACAAUAUGCUCCUUCUCGAACCCAGUACCCUCGAACUUCGAUCCAUACUCUGCGAACGAAAGGACGCCGCUGGCUCCAUGUCUAGCAUGUGGAAUCAAGCCAACAUAUGCACUGGUUAUGAAGGCUGCCAUUACUGCUGCUACAAAUCGGGCGGUGCAAGCACCUCCAGUCCCAUUGAGGGCCCCUCUACCACUUCGGGGCAAGACAGACGGUCCCGGACCUCAGUCAGAUGCAUGGCCAGAUAUGGGCUGCAGCAGUUCUGGCCUGGAAACUAAACCCCAGACAGGCACAGGGCCAUCAUUUCAGUGCCCCCGAUGUACAUUUCUGAACCAUCCUUCCCUAGUGUCCUGUGAGUUGUGUGGUGCGCCUCUAAUAUCCCAAAACAUACCCGCAGGGCUCGACAAUUCUGCUGCGCGGACAGAGUCCCCUGGACCAACCCUUCAAACUAUGUCUCUCCCCGGCCCCGAAAAUAGCGAGAGCUUCAAACUGUCAUUUCGUGCAGGAGGAGGCCCUAUACUGUUCGAACGUCUGAAGGGCGCCAUGCAACAGCGUAAAUGGCUCCUACAAGGUGCACCUCCGGUUCCCACUGCUGCAGAACGUGAAAGGUCUGGGUCCGGAUCCUCAACGCCAUCGGGAGAACGAGUAAAGACUGUCGGAAUUGCCGGUCUCGAACAGCGCCGUAUCGACAUGCGCAAGAACAACGAGCUGGUGAUCGGUAACGCAUUCGAAGACCUUGAAGCCUUGAUGGCGUCUGCUAAAGAGAUCGUCGCCUUGGCCGAAUCGUUCGCCUCUUCAAACGGAGUCGGAGGCGCCGAAUCGAACGCAGUAGCUAACGCUCUUGGCUUGGUCACCACAAAGGAUAUGCUGGGUGGAGGGAGCAACUCAGAAUCCCUAUACAUCUCCGAACUCUCCCGUAACCUGGCUGAGUUCCUUACCGACGACGCGAGAGGUGUCCUCCGCAAAUCAGGCGGUAUUGUGAGUUUAGUCGAUCUCUGGGCAGUAUUCAAUCGUGCCCGCGGCGGCGUGGAACUCGUUAGUCCUCUCGAUUUCGAGAAAGCCGCUCGCUUGUGGGAGAAACUGAAACUCCCCGUUCGACUCCGCGAAUUCAAAAGCGGUGUCCUCGUUGUUCAAGGCAGUGAUCGCACGGAUGAAAAGACGAUCAAGACACUACUCGCCUGGCUCAACGAUCUUCAUGUCUUCCCACCCGACAGAGAAGUAGAGUGGGACUGGCAGGUUUUUGGUAGAGGCGUUACAGCGCAGGAUGCAGCAGAGAGGUUUGGCUGGAGUAUUGGAGUUGCGGAGGAGGAGCUUGAGAUGGCUGAGGAGAAAGGGGCGCUCUGUAGGGAGGAGGGGAUCGAGGGGCUGAAGUUCUGGGAGAAUUGGAUUGAUGAUACGCAGGCCCCUGAUCGGGGUGCGGCUCUGGCCGUGUGA